Lachancea mirantina is the source of this 1479-nucleotide messenger RNA. The record is from the annotation of a GenBank genome assembly. NCBI's taxonomy places the organism in Eukaryota, Fungi, Ascomycota, Saccharomycetes, Saccharomycetales, Saccharomycetaceae.
AUGGCAGGGUUUCGCUUUAUCGAUUUGGCAAAGCCGUUUUUGCCCUUAAUUCCAGAGGUGGAAAUUCCAUAUGAAAAGAUUGGAUUUGACGAAAAAGUUGUCUACACGAUCAUUUCUGCGUUGAUAUACUUGUUCACGCAGUUUCCGCUUGCCGGGGUCGCUAAAGAUGUCGGGGCCGGGUCUGUACAGGACCCAAUCUAUUUUUUGCGCAGUGUUUUCGCUUCGGAACCUCGUACCUUGCUAGAGUUUGGAAUUUUCCCCAUUGUAUCCUCUGCAUUAUUGUUGCAGUUACUUGCGGGGCUCAAGAUUGUCAAAGUCAACUUCAAAUUGCGUCAGGACCGUGAAUUGUUUCAAACGUUGACCAAAAUGAUUGCCAUUUUGCAAUAUUUCUUGCUUGCCAAUGUGUUCAUAUUCUCUGGAUUUUACGGUGAAAACUUAUCAGUGGUCGCGAUUGUGCUGUUGAACGUUCAAUUGGUCGCUGCAGGUAUUUUUGCGACCUUGCUCGUUGAAGUGGUCGAUAAGGGUUACGGGUUCGGUUCUGGUGCCAUGGCCGUUUCGGUUGUCGCCACCGCAACCAGUUUUGUCGCAGACGUUUUCGGGGUCACGCAGUUCCCAGUUGACGGUGAUGGCCAUCGCGAAGCACAAGGUGCGUUCAUUAAUCUCACACAAUCCUUACGUUCGUCCCACAAGACCUAUACCAGUGCGAUUUUGGGCGCGUUCAACAGAGACUAUUUGCCAAACUUGACCACUGCGUUCCUUGUUGUGGGGCUGGCUGCGGUAUCUGGAUGGCUUCAAAACUUCCGUAUCGAACUCUCUAUCAGAUCGACACGUGCUCGUGGUAUCAACAACGUGUACCCCAUACGGCUCCUCUACACUGGUGGUCUUCCAUUGCUGUUUUCUUACGUGCUUCUGUUCUACAUUCACAUCGGUGCGUUUAUCUUGAUCCAAAUUGUCGCCAAAAAUGAUCCAUCCUCGCUCAUUUACAAGUUACUAGGUGGGUAUUCCUCAGUCAACAACUUGCUAUACGUACCACAAUUCCCACUGUCCUUGUUGACCCCAUCCAAAUCUCUGAUUGAAAACUUGACCAGACAACCUCUCACUGCCUUCACUUUUACCGCUUUCUUAGUCGUCUCCAGUGUAUGGUUUGCGGUCGUGUGGCAGGGCAUCAGCGGUUCCUCUGCUCGUGACAUUUCCGUUCAAUUUAAAGAACAGGGUAUCACUUUGACAGGUCGCAGAGAACAAAGCGUUGCCAAGGAACUCGAGAAAGUCAUUCCUGUCGCUUCUGGUGCAGGUGCCGGAGUAUUGGCCGUCAUCGUCGCCACUGGAGAACUUCUAGGCUUGAAGGGUAAAGGUGCCAGCAUUGUCAUUGGCAUUACAAGCGCUUUUGCUCUCCUUGAAUUGAUCACGGUUGAUUAUCAACAAAGUGGAGGUCAAAGCGCUCUUGCACAGGUCUUGGGUGCUCCCGGUGGUGGAUUUUGA